Molecule: messenger RNA, 654 nt
Organism: Cladophialophora immunda
Lineage: Eukaryota; Fungi; Ascomycota; Eurotiomycetes; Chaetothyriales; Herpotrichiellaceae
Exons: 3
Coding region: 78-434 (118 amino acids)
Source: RefSeq, a predicted model, not a curated record
AACUGCGCCUGUCUCUCCCUCAAGGCAGACCUACCAAAGUUCUCAUUUGUAGCGCCCUGUUGACCAGCUCGGCAAGGAUGGACCCUAGUUGCAAAGUGGCAGCCAGUGUAAUAGCCGUCGUCGGAGCGGCCUCCCAAAUCGCUAUCACUCUGGAGCGAAUAUGGUGUCUACGCGAUGCUCCCGAUGUCGUGCAGGCGAUCAUGAACGAGGUGACCCAGCUUCGAGCACUCGCUCACGCUCACGUUCUGGAGAACUCAAUGCAAGGUCUCCAACCCGAUACGCCCAUGCUCCAGGAUGCGCUUGCUGUCACUCAGAGAUCUGCCGACCGGGCAGCGAAAAUGCUUGAGGACCUUGACGCACUCAUCCAAACCAAACUCCUCCGAAGCACCGAGUUGGCUGGCAGCGGGAAAUCUAAGAUCUCUCGACGGGCAUAGAUGCGCCAUUAAGGCCGACUGGAAAGUCUACGGUGGUCUCUGAGGGAUGUCCGGCAAAAUCUGUCCGUCACUUUCUCAGCAUUCAAUUCCACAUCUCUAUAAGUGCUAGUCGUACUAUUCGUAUGCUGAGAGAUGGGGUUAACUCCGCCAGCUCCCAAAUCCGACCGGUGUUGCUCUAAGUCUUAGAUAUUUCUAUUCUCAAUAAAGGGCACUUGUCGGU